UAUUUAUUUUUGUGUUUCAGACGGAGCGCAACCUACAGAGGAACACGAAGGCGGCGAGAGGAUGAGCGACUCACGAGACCAGUACCUUUAGCUGAGGUCAAGGUUUCCCCACCCAAGUUUGACUUGGCUGCCACUAACUUCCCCCCUCUUCCUGGCUGUGUGGUCAGCACGCAGGGAGAGCCAGUGCUUGAAACCCGAAUGUCCGAUGUCGUCCGUGGUUUGUAUAAGACUGAACAAACUCCUAAAGAAGCCACUGUGAGUGCAGGUUCAGACCAAGCCUCUGCAUCAGAGGAGGCUGUGGUUGUCUCAGCUCCUGCCUUGACCGCUCCAAAACCCGUUACUCAACCACUCGGACAUCUGUCCUCCCGAAUCACUUAUUCAGAGAAGAGGGCAGAGCGGGCAGAACCACCUGCUUCAAAAACAGCUCCACGUACACCGAUUCAAGCCACAGUAACUACUUCCUCCUCCUCACAGCCUGUGCAAACCUCACAACCUCAACCCUCUGCUGCCGCCACACCCAGCACGCCAACCCCAGCUCCAGUUUCGAUCACCACGCCAGCACAGGAGCCUCGUAAACUCAGCUAUGCCGAAGUGUGCCAACGGCCACCCAAAGACCCUCCCCCUGCCCCCCCUGCUCCAUCUUCCUCCAGCACAGCGUCAGGCCAGCCGUUACGUGAGCUGCGCGUGAACAAGGCGGAGGAGCCGGGCUCCAGCAGCAGUCCUGCAGACAAGCAAGAGAGAGGUCACGACAAGGAGGGAGGAUGGCAGUGCAAGGAGAGCCGGCCGCCACGUGAGCGCGACUCUCAAGGAGGCUACUACCGCAGCAACGGUCCCAGAGGCACGGGGGGGCUCAAGUUUCGUGAGCAGCGGCGCCCUCCUCCGAACCGACGCAGCUCCCCACAGGGAGGCUACAGGCACACUGGCAAAGAGCAGAACAUCCCACCUGUAUCGCCAAAGUAAAAACUUGACAUGAAAAGAAAAAAGAUGUGUGAAUAAAUAUAUAAAUAUAUAUACAUGGAUAUAUAUAUAAUUAUAUAAAGCGAAUAAGAUAAAAGCAACAACAUUAUGGUAGCCACCUCCCCUCCUGGAACUUGUCCAAAGAAAGGCUUUUAAAAUGACUGACACCCAGGACUUGAGGACAAAAUGACACCUGAGGAACUUUGAUGAGCAAUUUGAAAAGGAAGCAAACAUUUUUGGUUUUGACCUCCAGUAUAAUACUUAAAAAAAAAAAAAAAAGAGG
Molecule: messenger RNA, 1240 nt
Organism: Nematolebias whitei (Rio pearlfish)
Lineage: Eukaryota; Metazoa; Chordata; Actinopteri; Cyprinodontiformes; Rivulidae
Product: la-related protein 4
Exons: 5
Coding region: 199-960 (253 amino acids)
Source: RefSeq, a predicted model, not a curated record